Messenger RNA from Trichomonas vaginalis G3, 960 nucleotides. RefSeq lists its product as uncharacterized. Lineage: Eukaryota; Parabasalia; Trichomonadida; Trichomonadidae. The record is from RefSeq and is a predicted model, not a curated record. The coding region runs from base 1 to 960 and encodes 319 amino acids. The transcript has a single exon.
AUGUUAUUUGUAUUUUCAAGCUUAAGUCUUUCCUAUCCAAGUCAUUCUAGGACAAGAAGAGGAGUUUAUCUCCCUCGCUGGAGUGAAGAAGAAAAGAACUGUCCAUAUGGUGGACUUUCCGCCGGUUGGUGCGAGUUUCAUCGUUGCGGAACACCUAUAGGAGUUGUAUUAGCGAUGAAACGAAACUUAACUAAGAAUGGACAUCCAAGACCUUGGGAUCCUUCUCAUGAAGCUGGAUUCCCACGCUUUUUCCAAGAAGAAAACAAGUGGGAAUUUCCAAUUGAUCCAAUAGCACCUCCAAGGCCAUGGCGUACUGGUUGGAGUGAAGAAGAAAAGAACUGUCCAUAUAGUGGACUUACUGGCGCUCAUCAUCCUUUCGGAACACCUAUAGGAUGGUUAAUAAUGAGGAGACGAAACUUAACUAAGAAUGGAUUCCCACGCUUUUUCCAAGAAGAAAGAUACCUCAGACCUACGAAUGUUGUAUGUCGUCCUGAUAGAUUUGGCCAGCCAGUUUGCGAUAUCCACGAAGAAAACAAAUGGGAAAUUCCAUUUGACCCAACAAGAGGAUCAAAGCCAUGGCGUAUUGGUUGGAGUGAAGAAGAAAAGAACUGUCCAUCAGGUGAAAUUGCCUAUGGUUGGGGUGAAGCACAUGGCUUCAUACCACGUCCACACCCUCGUGUAAUCAAAAGAAUACCCAGAACUACGAAUGUUGAAUGUUGGCCUGAUGAAUAUGGAAUGCCAAUGUGCAGGCCCAACGAAGAAAACAAGUGGGAAAUUCCAUUUGACCCAACAAGAGGAUCAAAGCCAUGGCGUAUUGGUUGGAGUGAAGAAGAAAAGAACUGUCCAUCAGGUGAAAUUGCCUAUGGUUGGGGUGAAGCACAUGGCUUCAUACCACGUCCACACCCUCAUAUAAUAAGAUUACGCCCCAGAACUACGAACCUUUUGGAGCCAAUACGCUGA